UGAAGGACGGGAGGCAGUGGCUGGAUGGCUGGGGAUUGAAAGAGUCGGGUCGGUGCAGUAAUAAGGAUAGCCUGGCUCUGGAUAACUCGAAAACAUGUCUCUGCAGAGUUCCGUGGCUCCAGAUAAGCCGAUCAAGACUGCAGUGCCCCCCUCAGUGGAGCUGGGCUUGACUGUGGUUUACACCGCUCUAUACUCUCUGCUUUUCCUCUUUGUUUACCUGCAGCUCUGGCUGGUCUUGCACUACAAGCACAAGCGCUUCAGUUACCAGACGGUGUUUUUGUUUCUGUGUCUGUUCUGGGCGGGCCUGAGGACUACGCUCUUUUCUUUUUACUUCAAAAAUUGUGUUCAGGCCAACCAGUUGGAGCCUUUGCCUUACUGGCUGCUGUAUUGUUUCCCUGUGUGUUUGCAGUUCUUCACGCUGUGUCUACUAAACCUUUAUUUUGCACAGGUUAUUUUUAAGGCCAAAGCCAAAUAUUCUCCAGAACUUAAUAAAUACAAGAUACCAUUGCGACUAGGUUUCUUAUUUGCUAGCAUUCUGUUUCUGGUGGUGAACUUCACAUGUGCAGUGCUUGUCCAAGGAAAUGUGCCAGAAAGCCAGUUGAAAUGGACCGUUUUUGCUCGAGUACUCAUCAAUGACAGCCUAUUUGUACUUUGUGCCAUUUCGUUGGCUGUGUGCAUCUUCAAAAUUGCAAAAAUGUCAUCGGCAAAUGUUUAUCUCGAGUCCAAGGGGACUUCUGUUUGUCAGGCCACUCUUGUGGGUGCUGCAGUGAUCCUGCUUUACAUAUCAAGGGCUUCCUAUAACCUCGUUGUGGUCUUCAUGGCUCCAGAAGAUAGGCCCAGUUCAUUCAACUAUGGCUGGUACAAUGUGUCUGAUCAGGCAGAUGUUGAAAAAGUCAGUGACCAAGCUUAUGUGGCAUUUGGAAUCAUUCUCUUCCUUUGGGAGCUGUUGCCUACAAGUUUGGUGGUGUUUUUUUUCAGGGUACAGAGACCAAAUCAAAAUCUGGGAUCGGGUGGAAUGAUCAACAGUCACAGUUUUAGUUCCAGGGCAUACUUUUUCGAUAACCCGAGACGUUAUGAUAGUGAUGAUGAUUUAAGUAGAAGCAGUGGCUCUAGAGGCGAGAGAGGAAGCAUCUUAUCCACAACACCACAAGGCACUGGUUGGUAUGGAGCCAUCCAUAGGAAUAGCAAUUACAGUGUAGUCUCUCACUUGCUGAAUGGACCUCCAACAGCUACAGCACCACUUCUCUUCGCUUAUGGUAAUAUUCAAAACAACCACCAUCAUAACUAUUACUCAACACCUCAAAACUACUAUUCAACACCACAGAACUAAUGGGAAUUAGAGAUUCAGUUCUUUGGAAAUGUUUACAUGAUAGUUUUCAUGACCCUUGGCUUGUUAUGAAAGAAUAAUUGGAAGAACUUGAAAGAACAAGUACACAUGUGUCACUAUAAGAAAGAGAUGUCAAUAAAGUAACUUUCAGAACUGCAUCAGUGACUAGAAAAGAAGGGUAAAGAUGUCCAAUAGUGUUGCUGCUUGUUUCAACUGUAGUAAGUUGGACUGCAUAUUGCACUUUUAUCUGCACUUACAUUCUGGAAUUUUGUUCAGGUUGCAUCUGGAUUUAUCAAUAUUCUAAAUUUUUGGAAGGUUUUAGAAUUGACCUGGGCUGAGCAGAAGGAUCUAUUUUCUUCAUGAUUACAUUAUUCACAGCCCGUUUUAUUGUGUGAUAGCUCUACGGAGAGCAGAAUUAUUAUCCAUCUCUGCCAUUUUAAGCUAACAGAAAAAUAGAAUGGUUGCUUUAUGAUACUGUGGUGCAUGAAUUUCAACUGAAGAUAUCUGCACAUGGUCUUAUCACAGCCAUGGAAAAACAAUACAGGCACAUUUGUUGCAUUGUAUUUCCAAACCCCACAUCUUUUAGAUUUGAGGCCUAAUGUGGAAAUUUGCUUAGUGAUCAACAAAGCAUUUGAAUGUAAAGUGUAUUGCAAUUUUUUCUAUUUGCCAUUCAAAAUCUUGCAAAUGGGCUAAAAUUCUGUUUAAUAGAAUUUAACAUCUGCACAUGUAUUAAUAUUGCCAGUUACUACAGUAGUCUAAAACUAUUAGAAUUAUCUUAACCUAUUUUGGUAUAGAAGAGUUGCAUGUUUUAUUUUAGUGGACCUUAUUAGCCAUAUGAUAUUUUUGGUUAGCUGAGGUCUCCAAAUUCCUGAGGGCUGGUUUCUUCAAACAAGAAUGAAAAGAUUAUUGGAUUUCAUUGUAUGUAAUGUUAAACAUGUAAUGCGUGUACACCAGCAUGUUUUGUACACACCUGAACAUUCCGUGAAGCAGCCACAUAUUUAGGUACACUACCUGACAAUUGUAGGGCACAGAUUAAACAUGUAUGGUAUGGUACUAGACAAGUUUGCACGUUAUUUUUUGCACUUCGAGUGUGUUUAUGGAAGCAGUACAGCUUUUUAAGCAGAUGAAUGUGAAUUAUUGGCUAUUAAAUUUUUUCAGACUAAGUAUUUAUUUAAUGUGUUGUAUUUUUAUACCUAACUAAGAUAGAAGUUGUACAACAUUACAUGUAUGACUCAGGACCUUAAUGGAAUAGCAACAUUAGACAAACUCUAGUGAAUGUCUUUAAAUCUGGAUUUGGGGUGUGCUAAAUUUGCAUACCUUUUUUUAAUUGCAAAAAUAGUAUUUCUGACUUGCUGCAACUUUACAUAUUACUUUCAAGUUGGAAAGUAUUUACAAAUUCCUGAGAUUAAAUCAUUUUCAGUGUAUGUAUAAGUCUCAAUGAAAAUUGAUUUUUGUAACAUUGAAUAAGAGUACGUUAUAGGAUUGUGUCUCCAGUUGUAAUAGUAGAAAUGCUCAUGUAAAAAUGGCCUAAAAAGUAUUUCACUUCGUGUUUAUUUGGUACAUUUAAUAAUGAAUUUGAGUUUGGAAUUGUACCUACUGCUGAAGUACAGUUACUUAUGAUUACUGACAGAGUCCUUUUGUUCUGAAGCUUGGUUCCUCAAAAAAAAGAUUCAGAAGGUGGGCAAGUGCAAAGUGAGAGAUAAACAGGAAGUUAAAAAAAAUCUGAAGUGUUUUUCAGUCUGCAAAAUGUCUUUCUGAAUGUUUUGAUUGUUAAACUUAUUGAAUUCACUUAUCCAGUUGCUAAUUAAACUUUUUAUUUUGAA
This is a messenger RNA of Stegostoma tigrinum, 3150 nucleotides long. It is a transcript of the gene gpr137c, whose product is annotated as G protein-coupled receptor 137c. The transcript is spliced from 7 exons. Gene Ontology annotation, biological process: positive regulation of TORC1 signaling. The record is from RefSeq and is a predicted model, not a curated record. Gene Ontology annotation, cellular component: lysosomal membrane. NCBI's taxonomy places the organism in Eukaryota, Metazoa, Chordata, Chondrichthyes, Orectolobiformes, Stegostomatidae. The coding region runs from base 95 to 1330 and encodes 411 amino acids.